AUCUGCACGCGAGGCAGGCCGCGCGCAACAGUGCGCCGAAAACCAUCGCACUGUCGGCGCACUGUAACUGUGACGAUGAUGGGACAACCUCCUUUGAUUCCGUCACCAUCGUCAACCAUUACGCGCUUCACCAAUCCUCCACACGCGCCAUGCCGCGAUGCCGCCUUCCGACGCUGCCAACCGCAACGCGACGCGUUGGGCGAUCCGUAUAGUGCCUAUAUUCAUCUUUGGCGCAUUUGGCUUCUCCGCAUAUGCCGUCGUUGCGCAUCUGUGCGUGAAUUAUCUGUACCGUCAGAAGUACCAGUAUGGGACGGCGAUAGCGCUCAUUGUGCUGUACGCAGUUUUCUAUCUGCUCACGCUUUGGUCCUACCUGCGAACAUUAAUCAUUGCGAACACCGACCCUGCCUUCGUACCAUAUACCGAACGUCGCGAAACCGCCGAGAAGGAGCGAAAGGCUGUCAAGGCAAAUAGGAAAGCAAAGGGGGGCGACAUCGAGUCCCAGGAAAGUUGGCUGCCGGCCGAUACGGACCCUGACAGUCCCGGACUCGAGGCGUUCUACAGCAAGGACGUCUUCAUCUGCGAGUCCGACGGACGUCCGAGGUGGUGCUCAUUAUGCUGGAAUUGGAAGCCGGACAGGGCGUCGCACUCGAGCGAGCUGGAGCGUUGCGUGCGCAAAAUGGACCACCUUUGUCCAUGGGUUGGAGGCAUGAUUUCCGAAACAAACUUUAACUUUUUCACGCAUUUCACAUUCUACUGCACUCUUUUUCUUUCUGUUUGUUUGGGAGCGGCGGCGUACUGUUUGCGACUGCAGCAAAAAGAAGGGCGAUCACUGGACGGCAUAAUCGUAGCAGUUCUCGUCCUUGCCGGCUUGUUCGGGUUUUUCGCCUUUGGCAUGACAGCAACAUCCGCCAGGUACAUCUUUCAAAACAUCACUAAUAUCGACGUGCUUCGCCAAGACCAGCAGCAAUACCUGGCUAUCCGCGUGCCUCUUGAUAGCCCUUCUACACCAACAUACUGGACGGUAACAUACCCUCUGACGACUUCAACUCGGGCGCCUCUCGGUCGGAAUGGCGAGCCUCCGCCACCUGCGGAUGGGAGGGCAAAUGUCCCAAGUGAAUCAAAACCCACGCCGCCGAGCGCAGCAAAACGGGAUGCGGCUGCGCGCAGAACAUUUGCACUCGUGAAGACGGAACUUGGGGAGAACCCAUUCGACCUGGGCCCAUGGCGGAAUUUCAAGUCGGUAAUGGGCAACGGCCCACUCGAGUGGCUACUACCAAUGUGGCAUUCACCAUGCUGCAACCAUGACAGUAUACACAGCGAUUACGAGUUUGGGCCGUUAAUUGAUGAGUUGCGGAAGCGAUACAAGCUCCCAGCAACCGACGAGAACGCCGAGGCGAAUGGAGGCUCAUAAACAGUAGCUUCAAAUACUAUAAUGAUAAUCUUGGGUAAUCAAAUACUCUUCCUGUACG
Molecule: messenger RNA, 1469 nt
Organism: Emericellopsis atlantica
Lineage: Eukaryota; Fungi; Ascomycota; Sordariomycetes; Hypocreales; Bionectriaceae
Product: DHHC palmitoyltransferase-domain-containing protein
Exons: 3
Coding region: 158-1411 (417 amino acids)
Biological process (GO): protein targeting to membrane; peptidyl-L-cysteine S-palmitoylation
Cellular component (GO): Golgi apparatus; endoplasmic reticulum
Molecular function (GO): protein-cysteine S-palmitoyltransferase activity
Source: RefSeq, a predicted model, not a curated record